AAAUUUGGGGUUCGCCGCCGCUGCUCGCUUCGCGCAACUAUUUCCAAACUUUUCUGCUUGGUAAACUAGGCACGCGGGCAUUUUGUCUUGUGUCGUGUAUCUAGAUGAUCCAAAAAGUAUUUUAGCAGUGCUCCCUGCACUUGUCGUUGCACCUUCUGGAUGUCAGGCCAGCCCUUCUCUUUCCCUCCUCCGCCUCCACCUCCUCCCAAGACAACGGAAGGUGCUCACCCGCACACCCAGACCUUUCAGGGCAGCAGAGGGUCAUUCAGGGGCGGUCAUUCUUUCAGAGGACAUGCAAGAGGUGGUCGUGGAGGAUAUGGAAAUAGUCGUCCAGGGCAGACUACAUCGACCGCAGUGUACAGUCAGAAUCGAUUCCAGAAACCCUUGAAUAAUGGUCCACAAAGGGGCGGCUUUCUCAACGCCGCGCAGAAGCGGGAUCAUAGCACUGCGUUUGCCCCGGUCCACCAACACCGCCCGCGGCCUACGGCUGCGCCCGCGGUACCUAGCUUCAACGCUUCGAUCGAACAUCUGUUGACUCGCAGACCAUCUGUUGAUCAAACUAGCCAGAAAUCACCUGAGCCCAAAAAAGUAGAACCCAGAAAACACAAUGUCCUUGGUUUAACUCCUGCAAAAUUUGACCAAGAUUCCGAUCCAGAAGACGACGAAGAUGAAGAACAGCGCCUGGCGAACAAAGCGACGUCGGGCGUGGGUGGUUACAUAUUCGAAUACAAUGGACAUCCUCUCACUCUGCGGACUCGGGAAGAGAUAUUGACUUGGCUCUCAGAAAGAAAACGGCGCUACCCGACAGAGGCGCGGAGAGCGGCGGCGAAGAAGGAGGCUGAAGAGAAGAAGCGAAAAUGGGAGGAGGAGCAGCAGGCCAAACGAGAGGCUAGAAAAGAGCUUCUGGCCAGAAGAGAACAAGAAAGAGCCGAAAGACUGAAAGCAACGGACAAAACGAAACAGCCACGCGAACAUAACCGGAGUUCUCGGAGUCGGGAGGAGACCACAAACACAGAUGCCGCCGCUCGAGCCAAAUUGAAAGCCGAUAAGUUACGAAAGAGAGCUCUCAAAGCGCAACAGCAGUUGGAGAAAGCGGAGGAAGCGUUGCGGAUUGCUGAGAUGAAAGGGACUUCCUUAAAUUCCUCGAGUACCGCCACGAUACGCAGUCCAUGUCCAACCCCAGAAGCUGGCGAUGUCUCGUCCAAUUCUGACCUCACAGACUCAGAUGUCACCUCAUCCUCUGGCUCGUCCACAAGCUCCGGCUCAGACUCCGAUACAGAUUCGGAUGCUAGCUCUGAUUCAGGUUCCAUUCCAGAAGUAACGAGCGCUAAACAGGCGUCUGGUGCUCAUGCCUCUCUACCGCCGGGACCACGGUCGGCAAGGCCUCAAGCGCCUCAACUCUGCAAACAUUUUGCUAAGUACAAAACUUGCAAAUGGGGCUCAAGCUGCCGCUAUUCGCAUGAUAUCAUUCGAAAGGACGGGAGAAGCGACAAGGGAACAACCACGAGUCUGCACAAACAUUCAACAACUACCGCUACCGGCAACGUACGGAGGAAAGGAUUGUGGCAAGUCAUGGUGGACAAGGAGAAAGAAGAAAGCAGGAAACGCCUGCUAGGUGCCAUCAUUGGCCUGGGAGAGAAAGGACUGCUUGAGAGUCCAUCACAGAAGGCAGACGGCACUAUAUAGGAUGCAAACGUUCUCUCAGUUAUUAUUUCACCAUCCAACCAUCUUUCGAUGAAGCAAGCGGUUACGCACUCAUGAGCGUUUUAGCGACUUCGCGCUGGCUUUAAUACAUCAUUUGACCCUCCCG
Cladophialophora immunda is the source of this 1810-nucleotide messenger RNA. RefSeq lists its product as uncharacterized. The record is from RefSeq and is a predicted model, not a curated record. Gene Ontology annotation, molecular function: metal ion binding. Bases 160 to 1686 code for a protein of 508 amino acids. Lineage: Eukaryota; Fungi; Ascomycota; Eurotiomycetes; Chaetothyriales; Herpotrichiellaceae. The transcript has a single exon.